Messenger RNA from Cynoglossus semilaevis (tongue sole), 1810 nucleotides. It is a transcript of the gene msx1a, whose product is annotated as muscle segment homeobox 1a. Gene Ontology annotation, biological process: embryonic morphogenesis; regulation of transcription by RNA polymerase II. Gene Ontology annotation, cellular component: nucleus. Gene Ontology annotation, molecular function: RNA polymerase II transcription regulatory region sequence-specific DNA binding; DNA-binding transcription factor activity, RNA polymerase II-specific. NCBI's taxonomy places the organism in Eukaryota, Metazoa, Chordata, Actinopteri, Pleuronectiformes, Cynoglossidae. The record is from RefSeq and is a predicted model, not a curated record. The transcript is spliced from 2 exons. Bases 1 to 855 code for a protein of 284 amino acids.
AUGGCCCCAUCGACCGUCAUGUCCACUUUGACCGCUGGUUUGAAAACCGAAGACCUAUCUCCGCGCGCGGCUCUCCUCGGCAGAGACGAGAUGCAGACCAGCCUGAGUCCCACAGAGGAGACGGGCAAGCCCAAAGUCGCGAUCCUCCCCUUCAGUGUGGAGGCGCUGAUGGCUGACAGGAAGCCCAGCAGCAGGGAGGUGCCGUCUCCGGACACCGCGUCCGUGGCCGGGACGUCCCAGGUGCUGGGAAAGAGCGCACGGGUGAGCUCCUUCGGCGGUCUGGAUACUUCACUUCCUGCCUUACCCAUGAGCGCUUCGUUUCCAAUGGGUGACAUCAUGAACAUGCCAGACGACGUGAUGAUUAAACCCGAGAGCCCGGACACGAAGGAAAGAACUUCGUGGCUACAGAGUCCUCGCUUUUCACCCACGCCUCCACGAAGGUUGAGUCCUCCCGCCUGCCCUCUGCGAAAACACAAGACGAACAGAAAGCCCCGGACGCCGUUCACCACAUCCCAGCUGCUGGCCCUGGAGAGGAAGUUCCGUCAGAAACAGUAUCUGUCCAUCGCCGAGCGCGCAGAGUUCUCCAGCUCCCUCAACUUAACGGAGACCCAGGUCAAAAUCUGGUUUCAGAACAGGAGGGCGAAAGCCAAGCGGCUACAAGAGGCAGAGCUGGAAAAACUGAAAAUGGCAGCCAAGCCCAUGCUGCCACCAGCUUUCGGGAUUUCCUUUCCACUCGGCGCACACGUCCCCGCGUCCUACGCAGCUUCGCACCCGUUCCAGAGGCACUCGCUGCCGGUUUCUCCUGUGGGACUGUACGCGGCCCACGUCGGAUACAGUAUGUACCACUUGGCUUGACCAGGACGCACGCAGAGUACUUUCUUUUCUGACAACCCCGAAGUGAGGUGAGGGAACGGACGGACAGGUGGGUGAGGCGGCUGUCUGCAGUGACAUGGCUCGAUGUCGCACCGGGACUGAGAGCCAGAACACUCCGCGUCCUUUUUCAGGACCCAGAGGUUUACCCACUCCAUGCCAGUAAGUUCACCCUCUGCAAAACAAACAAUCCAGCUUUACGAGUCAUUUACUCCUAAUCGUUAAAUCUUAAUUCGAGAUUGGAAGACAAAAAUACAUUUCUGAGAAAUAAAUGCGUGAGAAUAAAUGACCUCAAGGUGGAUAUUUUUGUGAUGCAGAGAGGUGCAAACCAUCCAAAGGACUAUAGACCUGCAUGAGAAAUCAUGGACAGUCAAGUAUGCACAGCAGUGUGUGUCUUACAGUGUGUGCAGCAGUGGUGGCUGACUUUAUGCUGAUCACGGCCAGGUGAAGGGCUACUCCGGAGCAUCAGUGAUGCGCACCUUCGCACUGAUCUCUGCUUGGUGGGUUUCUGUCACACUGCAAAUGCUAUACUUGUACAAUUUAGUUUGCAUUUCUAUUAAUGCGAAACUAAAAACCAGUGUCAAUGAAUGCUCUUUGUGAAUUUGGAGAACCACAGCAUUUGUUUUGUUUUUAUUCCUUUCUAAUUUCUUUUUUAAAUAACAGCACCGUCUGUUGUCAAAAUGAUUCCCUUCGGAAGGGAUAUGUGUACUGUAAAAUUAAUGUAUAUUUGAAGAAUAUUCUCAUUUAUAUUAUGAAUAUAUUGGUGACAUAACUUAAUAAAUUGUUUAUUCUUUUUUUCAAGAAGAACCUCUUUCGUUUUGACUGACACUUGCACGGUGUCUGCUGCACCAACACUUGACUAUUAAGUAAAACAUCAACAAAAUAAAUACAAAAUAUAAAAAUUCAUCACUGACCUAAAGAUGAACGCAAGUAACUCGUG